AUGUCUUCUUCCACCGCCGCCGCCACCGCCACCGCCGCCCAAGACUCGGGCAAGGUGAACUUCCCCACCGACGCCUCUCUGCCCGGCGAGCACUUCGAGAUCCGGCAGACGCACCCGACCGGCGACUACACGCCGGACCCGUCCAAGUCGCUGCCCGUCUCGCCCGCGCGGCAGGCCCUCAUCGACGACAUCAUCGCGCUGUACGAGAUGAAGCCGACGGUCGAGCGCGUCAGGCGCUACACGCCCGACUGCGUCUACAACGACCAGUUCGUCUACGCCAACGACCGGUACAAGAUGGCGGGCCAGUGGUUCGCGCUGCCCAAGCUGUUCAAGGGCGCCAAGAGCCGCGGGUACCAGGUCGUCACCAACGACAGGGACCUGAUCCAGUUCCGGCACGAGGAAGUGGGUUGCUUACAACGCUCUCUCUUCAAGAAUACUGAGAGUGCUCCUUCCCAAUACCCAUUGCACGUACUAACUACUUUCUUCUUCCAGGAAUGGACGUUCAAGAUCAUCCCCAAGACAGCCGUCAUCAACGCUCUAGUCAGCCUCUCACUGGACCCCGCGAGCAUUGACAGCGACUUCAUCCGGGUCAAGUAUCACAAGGACCAGGCCAACGACAAGGAUUAUUCCAACGAGGGCCUGGGUGCUACUUUCAAGAAGUGGCAGGCCGACAAUGUGGCCAAGCACAUGGACAGUGCCGAAGUCGCUGCGUUCGAGGCUGACCGGGAUGCGGGCAAGGAAGAGAAGAGACAGUACGGCACUGGCAAAUCCGAGGGCGACGCACCAGUCAAGAACUUGUAG
Molecule: messenger RNA, 801 nt
Organism: Thyridium curvatum
Lineage: Eukaryota; Fungi; Ascomycota; Sordariomycetes; Thyridiales; Thyridiaceae
Exons: 1
Coding region: 1-801 (266 amino acids)
Source: RefSeq, a predicted model, not a curated record